UAUAAAUAAUUAUGCCACUUGAAUAUAUAAUGAGGUUAUAGAAGAAAACUUUAGUAGUAAAAAUUUAUGCUUAUUUUCGACAACCACAAGUAGCUAGCGAUAAAUUUUGGCACAUUUUAUUCCUGGAAAAGCAUUUUGGAUUUUAUGCAGUAAAUACGACACCAGAGGACUUCUAGAAAUGUCGGUUUACAGGUGUCUAUAGUCGGUAUCCAGUACCCUCUUAACCUAGUGAAGGGCUAUUUAAACGAUUUUUUCAGAGAAAAUAUGCGAAUUAACCUUAAAAAGAGUAAACAUCGAUGUAAAUAUCGAGGAAUCUAUGAAAACAAACAUUGGUAAACAGGUGUUAGAAAGUAGGCGAAGAAACAGAGUUAAGAAGAGAAAAUAAAUUAGAGAAGAUUUCUGAAAAAAGUUAUAGAGAUAUAACAAGUGAAAUGACAUCAGUGCAGAAAAGAAACAUGCAGCAACAUCCCGCACCGGUUGCUCCCGUUCAAUUGGAUUCUGCAAUUGCUAUAAGAAUAGCUAUGGGUGCAAAAAUGACUCACGAGAGAUCACUAAUGUCUCGACCAGAUCUGUGGCAUAGAUUUACUGUUCUCAGAGGUGCACAAUUUGACAAAGAGACAGUCUUGAAGGCUAUUCUGAAAAAUAUAGAACCACAUGACUUAAUACCGGUGAAUUACCAAGUCCUCGGUGAUGACACGUGGUUCAUAGCGAGAAAUUGCGGUCCUGCUCUGGAACAACUGUGCAAAACCAAUCUAAUUAUUAAAAAUGUUGCUGGAGACGCUAUCAUUCUCAUGAUAACUUUGGCUUUUGCUUCAAUAUACAACAGACCAAUCAAUGUACAACCACUUCUGUUAACUGCGUUGACCAAGAGAUACGACCCAAACAAGAAGAUAUUGAAUUUAGAAAACUUUCACAGAGAUCCGGGCAUAGAGAAGACCGUUUAUUGUCCUUUAUCGCAAAUCAAAACUUCCAUUUUUGUUUUAAAACUAGCCAAAACUGCUAUAGCCACUUUUGAGCACUUAAGUUUACAAAACAACGAAUUACUUAACAUUUCCGCGAUAGAGAGCGCAGAGUUAACGUUCAUCAAGUAUCUCGAUCUGAGACAUAAUAAUUUGUUAAAUAUGAGCGCGCUAGCUUCUCUAAAAAAUCUACCGAUUAAGAAGCUUUGGCUGGAUGGAAAUCCUCUUUGUGAAAAUUAUUCGACGGCGAAGCAAUAUGUAGAAUCUGCGAAAAAAUAUUGUCCGAAUUUGCAGCAACUAGACGGCGUAAACAUUAUGCCGAACAUGCCGUUCGUGUACAAAGACUAUGUUAUAAAUGACAGGAUGGAAGAUUUCGUACAUAAAUUCGCUUCGCAUUUCUUUGCAUUGUACGAUCGAAUCGACAGAACACCUUUAAGAGGACUCUAUCAUAAGAACGCGCUCUACUCAAUGAGCUGCGCCAUUCCCAACCCCAUCGCUCAAAAGUCCAAGCUUCAACCGUACACAUCGAACAGAAAUCUAUUAGCUAAGUCUCGGAAAGCGAGGAAAAAUGUAUAUACGUUUCUCUUUCAGGGCCCGGAUGAAAUUUUAGCGAGUCUGGCAAAAUUGCCCAUGACCUAUCACGACAAAAGUUCCUUCAAGUACGACGUGCUGUUCGACAACGGCACUUGCACGGUAAUUUCUAUCUCGGGAUUGUUUAAGAAACUCAGCUCCGGCACGAACAUACUGUCGUUUUCGAGAACGUUCGUUUUACAGGCCUCUUACGAUGACGAGUAUCACAUUCUGAACGAUCAGUAUCACGUGUUCGCGGCGCCCGAAGAUUUGACACCCGAACACAUUACGGUCAAAUAUACGUACAACGAAGUCGAAGACAUGUGCUUCAGUCCGAAGGAAAAAGCGGUGCUACUCACCAGAAUGAGACAGAUCACCAAAUUGAGCAAAGAAUGGGCCGAAAACUAUCUGCUGGGAGCUCAGUGGAACAUGCGGGAGGCACUGACGAACUUUAUGCAAGAUUUAAAAAACUCCUCGGUACCGGAUCACGCGUUUGUUAUAGAAGAUAAGAAGAAAACAUAAAAUAUGUUACAGAGUUUAAGAUGUAUAUUAAUAACUAAUCUUUUUUGUUUGUAAUUUUUUUGUGUAUCUGCAAUUUCUACUUUCAUUAUCUAUUGUUACUUUCGGCAAUAAUUUAGACUAUCUAGAAAAACUAUCAUCUUUAAUAUAACUUUUUCUUUAAAUAAACAUACCAAAUAUGCUAAUCUAAUAAGUAGCUUUUUUAAUGUCGUUGAAAUUUGAACCGAGUCAAAAAAUACACUUUGCUCGGAACUCGUUUCCGUUUAUUAAAGAAAUCAUCGUCGCAAUUACACGUAAGAGCGCAUCGAAAAAGUUCGUCUCAUUUCUUCGUAAUGAAAAGUAGCACAUUCAAUCGCGCGAUUAAUUAUGCAUUUUCUAUAUUGGAUAUUUACCUUCAAACAGACGAUAGCAUCGUAUAUAUCACAACAAGCGUAUCACAAUGCUAUGUUACUCGCAUGGCAUUUAAAGUCUUCAUGGGGAACGAUUCUCUCAGUGACUUCACCCAAAGGUUAUGCACUCAAGGACCGUAGUGAUCACCCGGACGAUGUGAAUGAAACAAAAUCGCGCGAAGGCUGGCAAGUUGUUUUUUUUACCCUUUCUUCCAACAUAAAACUUAUGCGCGUUGCGCAUAACACGCGCAAAAGCAAUCGACGACCUUCGUGAUGAUGUUACACGCGAUUAAGUAAAUCAUUUGUCUCGUACGCGGAUCUGUGUUACGACUUAUUAAUAAGUUAAAUAAUAACGUAAUAAAAGAGACAACAUAUAAUAUUGCGAAUUGUUAUAAUUAUCAUCGCGAAAAACACGUUGUAAUAAAGAAGAGAGAAGAAGUUUUGCUCCGCUAUAAUAAGAAUAAUAUCCGAUAAAUUACACGUGUUGUCAUCCGUAAUUGCACGUUUCACAGUCUCAUUGGAGACUUUGAUAUGUACUCCCGUUGUGUGAGGUGCCAUAUAUAGAAAUAAUAAAUUCUCUAGCCAAAAACUAAAUGAAAGCUGACGUGUGAUCAUUAAGAAUUAGAAAGUAGUAAUCAUAUCAUCAUUUCUACGUGAAAAGGUUACGAAAGACCAAUUUUAUAUUAAAGGACAAAACGUAGCGCAAACGAGGUUUACGAGGUUUUUUUGUUUUGCGUUGCGUCACCGUCGCGAGGAAAUAAUGUAAUGACGCGAUAGCUAAAUAAACAAUCAUAAUACGUUCAACGAUGUUUCGAUCGUAUCUUCCUGAGUUCUUUCU
Pseudomyrmex gracilis is the source of this 3275-nucleotide messenger RNA. Its product is annotated as nuclear RNA export factor 1-like. The record is from RefSeq and is a predicted model, not a curated record. Bases 432 to 2051 code for a protein of 539 amino acids. Gene Ontology annotation, biological process: poly(A)+ mRNA export from nucleus. The transcript has 2 exons. Gene Ontology annotation, molecular function: RNA binding; protein binding. Gene Ontology annotation, cellular component: nucleus. Lineage: Eukaryota; Metazoa; Arthropoda; Insecta; Hymenoptera; Formicidae.